AUGAAGGUGAGCCAAUAUAUGCUCCUGGUGGUCCUAGUUUGGCAUUCUUCAUUAUGUGCGAAUGCACAGUGGAAUAACCCAAUAAACUACUCUCCAUUCGACGAGACAAACAAAGGUGGAAACUACUCCAAGGUCACAUGGAGUGUGUCGCUGUCAUGUGUCUUCGUUAGCAUCCUGGUGUUUAUUUUGUUUAAGCUCCGCGCGUGUUGUUGUUGUUGUUAUUCUUCUUCUUCUUCCCAACGCCAUAACACAAAGCUCGUGGCAGCCACAGAAGCUAUUGAAAAGUGCCCCAUCUUUGAAUACUCGACGGCGAAGGAGCUUAAAGUGGGGAAUGGGGCAGAGGAGUGCUCGGUGUGCUUGGUCGAGUUCGAAGACUCCGACACCAUAAAGAUGCUCCCAAAAUGCCAACACGUUUUCCACCAGAAUUGCAUCGAUACAUGGUUACCCUCUCGCAUGACCUGUCCCAUUUGUCGCCAGAAACUCACGUCUCAGGAUACCGUAAUCGACAUUGAUGAUGAUGAUGUCGUCCCAAUGGAACAACUAGAACAUGAUAUUGGUACAGAGAUUACAGAGUCAGAGGUGGCAGUAACUGAUGAAACUGACACUGGCACUGUUGUGGAACAGGUUUUGGUUUGA
Messenger RNA from Glycine soja, 636 nucleotides. Its product is annotated as RING-H2 finger protein ATL34-like. The record is from RefSeq and is a predicted model, not a curated record. The transcript has a single exon. The coding region runs from base 1 to 636 and encodes 211 amino acids. Lineage: Eukaryota; Viridiplantae; Streptophyta; Magnoliopsida; Fabales; Fabaceae.